AUGGGCACUAGCUUUGGGUGCAGUGAUUUCUGGUAUCGUUUGGAUGGACAAGCGUUAGUUAUGAUUGGUCGAUGGUAUUCAGUAGCAUUAAGGCAACCAUUAACCAAUCUUAUUAUUCAUUCAAAAUAUUCCUCCGUUUCUGAUUGGCUAAAAGCACACGCAUAAUUCACCAUAACCAGCUACUGUUGACCAACUUUGCGAUUAAACAACCGAUGACGUCAAAAGUUGCAGAUUAAUGCACCGUUAACCGAGAAGACCUGCGGACGAGUUCGAGUUGUUUUGGUUGUGAAAAGAAAAAUGGCUUAACUGUCGGCGUAACAUUUAACUCGUUUCAUGACUAACUAUAUAGUCUAAAAACAUAGCAAGAAGACAACUCGACGGACAACAUAUAUUUGCAGACCUGAACAGCCCUUUAUCUUCUAAACAUGCACUAUCGAGGUGAACUUAGCAUCGACGAAGGUAACCAUGUCUUAGCUUGUUUUUAAACUAGGAAUUAUUUUAAAUGAGUAAUAAAGCAAUUCAGCCUCGGCGGAUAACACCCUCCUUGAUCUUCAUAAUUCUUCAUAUCCUACGAAAACUGAAUUCAUUAAUUGCUAAAUAAGUAACGCCUGUCCUCCCAAACAAUUCCAGAAAUCGUUAUGCCGAGAGCUUGUACCUAAUUGCCCCUACAGUUUCUGUGGUGGGAAACUGGGACAGACAAUUGAAAGUUUACUGCUCGCGUAACCUUGUCCUUUCACUUACCUUUAAAGUUUAAUUUUUUUUGUUUCUUUUUUUUACAGAAGUAUGAAGCAAAAGAUAUUCCAUUUCCCCUUUACAUUACUUUUCGUCUUAGUAACCAUCCACAGCGCCUUGUCAGCAACGGCAAAGUUCAAAGAGGUGUGCCAGCCUGUACGUUCAGAAGUAUCUGUAAAAGUUGUGGGUUGCCUCGAGAGGAAGGUCCGUUUACCUCAGUGCACGGGAACUUGCCAUUCCGAGGAAUCUCGCUAUGGAAAGAUCUGUUGGUGUUGUAGGCCUGUACAACGAUCACCAGUUGCAGUUGAAAUAUACUGUAAGAGGACUGAUGGAAGCGUUUACAUACACAAAUACAAGGUUCAAGAGCACAAACAGUGCUCUUGUUCAAGAUGUUUAGACCACUAGCUUGAAACACUUUCUAGAAUCACUAUAAAUUGGCGUUUUUUCUCAAAAACACCGAAUCAGUAAAAUUGAAACAAAUCUACUAUAAGGCUGUUUUGAGCUUUAUUUUCUUAGAACAGUUUUGAAGUUAUGAUCCUUGAGUUUCCGUAUGUUUGUCGAUUUCAGUGGAUGUUUUAGUUCAUCAUUUCGCCAUCUGGGAAUCUCAAGGCAUUUCCUUGCAAAUUUUCAGAAGCCAUAAGAUAUCACAACAAAAUUACUAAUUUGUAAAUUUUGCAUUUGCGUUCAAUCCUGGACCUAAGUGUUUGAAAUAAAUCUAAUAAAUUUGAAGAGCAUAACAGUCUUUCCAUUUACAAUAAUCAAACGUCGCGGUUGAGGGGAAUGAGCUUUUUCAGAGCGUUAACAUGCAACAAGGGAGACUCCGCUGACCAGUAGUGGAGGAACACCCAAAGAGUACUUUUGUUUGACAAUUUAACAGCACAAAUCGUCCAGCACAUCGCAAUUAACUCUUGCUGACGCAGCAAAUGAAAUUAUCAAUAAAUCUAAAUUCACCCGGUCGACGAGCUAGGAUGUAAGGUUCUUUAUGUGAAUUGUUUCAAAUAAAAGUGUCCGUGAUCUCCAUCGAAGCACCAUCCAGAUCAAAGUUUGUAAACUUGGUCAUCUGUUGUCGAUAUGUCUUUCAGCAACAAAAUGCAAAAAUAUGUCGAUCCUCGUAAGAUGUAAGAAGUAUAACCAAGUGAAAUAUGAGUGAGAACUUCGAUUCUGAGAAAAGGAAAAGGAAAACUGUGAAUUUCAAAAAUUGGCAAUGAGGAAGCGAUUUUCAUCACAUUUCCAAACAGUACCCGUUGUGUAAUUUACACUCAGUGAGCAAUUACAUCACAGAUCUGGCGCGUAAAUAAAAUAUUACCGGGCAUUUCGCUACACAACACUGAGGUCACAUAACCAUAUAAGAGUUUGAAGUUUGUUUGGAAAAAAUAAGCUAAAUUUUGAGGAUUUUCUUCGUUUUUGGACGCAGUAUUAUAUUCUGCGGAUAUCGUGGCAUAAAGGUAAGCGAAAGAGCGAUUCUUCCUUUAUUUCCAAUACCAUGUCAAGUUUUCCAAGAGAAGGUUUAACCUUUGAGAUAAUUAAGGGGCAAAUAACACUCAUAAGUUGACUACAAUAGGUGGUAUUUUUUCCUUCAGCAAGAAUAGCCUUUGGCUAUUUUAAAAAGCGUUAAUUUUAAAUUUUCCUUUCCUCAAUUCGAAAACGGGCAGAUUAGCUUUCCUCCUGUGAAAUCCUGAUUUUUCUUGUGGCGGGAUUGUAAAAUGAGUGACCGGAACAAAAUCUUUAAAUGAUUCAUAUUUUAGCAGGUCCAUCUAAGCAAAGCCAUGAGCUGUGCUUUAACUGAGAAGUGCAGCCCAUGAGAGUUUUUUUAAAAACAUUUUCAUAUUUCUUUUCUAGGAAGGGAAUUUCGGUGUAUUUUCUCUUGACUUGUUAGAAUUGGUUAACUUAUCUAGUUCAUGAUUGUACGAGAAAAAAGAAACACUCUUAUGGCAUUCGUAUAAUCUAAUUUUAAUCUUAAGGUUAUGGGUGGUUACUUCUCUUGUAUUUUGAAGAAGCCAUCGGGAUAACUUGUUUGUUGGAAUAAUCAUCAAUUUUUUCCCUAGAAAUAUGACUUCUAAUCUUAAAACUCAAGUAUACUUAGAUUAGGUUGGCGGAUGCUAAAUUCGAGACUUUUCAUCGUCAUGUUUUGAAUUGCGAAAUUAUGUUUUGGCAGACUCUUGAACUUUUAACAUUUGUGCUCGAGAAUCUGAGAGUUUUUCUCGAACUGUAAAAAUAAGAAGAGCCUAUUGACACCUUAAUAUCGAGGAAAGUCACAGUGCCGAUCAAAUUCAGAAAAGGAUACUUGGUCAUUUAAUAUGGAGUACAGGUGACACUGUGGAAACGACAGCUAUUAAGCAAUCAACCAUUAAAUAGAGACUUAACAACUUUCUUGAGAAAAAGUGGGAAAGAGACAGCGAGGCCCUCAAUCUCGACAGACUGAGUAAAAUUUUGAGACUCUUAUUUCUCGAAAAGUACCGCCACCUCCAAAACUCGACAUUUUCCCUCAUCAGCGUUUUUUAAGAACCAACCAAUCAUGUACCUUCCCGACUGGGAGAUUUGUGGCUGUCAAAGGGAAACUUUACGAUCGUAGACGAGUAAACAUGCUAAAGAUAAACACUACAGCUAUUGAGAGAAUUGUAAACCAAAGACAAGAUAUCGAGACAAUAAUAGUAUCAGGACAUACGGGUACAGAAAAGAGAGGGAGGUCAUGAAGACCAUUACUGGAAAUUUUAUGUUGCGAUUUAUUCUUUCCACCCCAAGUACCUGACUCCAAAAUUCGUUCUCAAAAUGUGGAGGACGAAAUAAACCGCGUCCACGUUUUUUCGAACCUCCUGACGGAUAAAGGAAAGUGGUUCACUAAAUAGAGUACUUAAGUGUGACGUCAUAAAAAUGAAAUUUCUGAAAUUAUGGGAUUUGUCAGGAUAUUCUGAAAGAACAGUGUCUAAGGGCCUCUUCAUAUGAGCCCGGUUGACCGGGCUGGCUCGGUUACCGGGAUAAAUUUUGCCUUGGAUUCAGAUGAGAAAUUUCAGCCCGGUUUCCGAGAUGAGAAAAGGUCAAAGAUCCUGGGUACGAGUUCUGGCGCCAAAUUUGGGAAACAAAGCAAACAUAGCAAAACACAAAAAUUUUAACUUGCGGGCCUAUCUUAGCAUCGGUAACUCUUAAAGCUGUAUCACUGCAGUUAAAUGGCAUGCUUAUGAUGUGGAAAAUACAGCAGCCAAUGCAAGACGAUGCCAUCCGGACAGCCAGAAUUCAUUCAUCCGUUCAUCCCGGUAACCGGGAUGAAGUGUUCAUAUGGCAAAAUUUCCAGCCCGCUUACCGAGAUCUCGGCAACCGAGCCAGCCCGCCCUCCCACAUGAACACAUAAAAAAUUUUACAAAGGAUUUAGAGGUGAGGCGAGAUCUCGGAAACCGGGCCAGCCCGGUCAACCGGGCUCAUAUGAAGAGGCCCUAAGAGGCCUACUUGCCAAAAAUCAGCAUUUCGGGGCAAAUCGUCUCUGAGAUCGUAACCCAGUUAUGCUUAGAAAACUCCAUACAAACCCUUCUAAAUUUUCUUGGGUCGACCCAAAAACAAAUUAGAAGGGUUUGUAUGGAGUUUUCUGAGUAUAACCGGCUAACAUCUCAGAGACAAUUUGCCCCGAAAUGCUCAUUUUUGGUAAGUAGGCCUCUUCGACAUUGUUCUUUCAGAAUAUCCUGACAAAUCCUACAAUUUCAGAAAUUUCAUUUUAUGACGUCAUCAGUUUAGUACUCUAUUAUCGAGAGAUUAAAAAACUUUAGACUAAACUACUGUUUGAAUGGGGAAAGGGGAGCGAGAUUUGGUCCGAAUUAUUAGGGUGGUUAAAGGAAAUCCAAACUGUACAUUCAAGUGACUUUGAGAGGGAAAGUAAAGGAACAGCAUGUAACAUAUACUGAGGCUACAAAAUACAUUGUGGACCCUCACCCCCACCCCAUCCCUUCUAAAAACACAAAAGGGCAACAUGGAUGAUCUGUCAAACUGAGUUUCAGUCAAAGGCCACGGUCACGCUGCAAUCAGACAAGAAGGGCCGGGUUGUAUAAAGUAGGAUAUUAGGGACCUUAAGCAAGCACGACGACGACGGCAGUGAAAACGUCGGUAAAAAAAAAAAUGAAUUUACGUUCUUUCAAACUUAAUCGCAUCUAUUUGGACCCCCUCAAUAUUGUAAAUGCAGGAGAUUUUUCCUGGAGUUGAAUUCUUAAGGAUUUUUCUCAGGUUCAAAAAGAGGAAGGAGAAUUCGUCGUCGUAUGUCCACGUCCUCCAUAAAACGUCAAAUUAGAAGGUUUCACGUCGUAGUCGCGCAGUGGACGUCAAAGAAAUGUACUAAAAAGCCUGAUGCACGUGCAGAGCUGUUGUUUUGAUCAUUAAAGCUAUUGUUUUUUGAAGUCGUCGUUGUGGUCGUCGUCGUCGUAGUUGCUUAAGCUUCCUAUUUUCAUAAUCAGGGUGUGCGAGAGAUUUGAAUUCAACUGUGAACGCUUACAAAGUAUAUUUCUGUAAAUUCUCUUUGCCUACAAUUUGACAAUUCGACACUCUUAACUGACCAGCGAAAAUUAACAGGAAAAGUAGUCUUUAGCAAAAGAAAAAGGUACCUGGAGUAAAAUUUAAACCCGGAUGCGUUAGUGAUAGUCGGCGCGGGAUGUAAUCAACCGGACCCAGAACUACAGAAAGACGUUAACUAUAAAACAUUCUCCUUUGCCACUUUAAAUCGAGAUGGGAUCUGGGCCGAGUUAAGGUUCGCAAAGAGUUCUGGAAAUGUUGCUAAUUGACCAAUAGCUGACAGGCGUGUCCUAGUAACGAUCUCAGAAACAAUUAGAGGACGCAUUUCGGCUCCAGUUCCCUUCUCUUUUCUUAAGUGGCGAAUUUUAGUAAAAAAAAUUUCUAUUUCCUUUCCAGGGAUGCGUUCGAGUCUCCCACUACUGCUAAGCGUGUUUGUUGCGGCCCUGUAUUAUCACGCAGGUGCCAAUCGAUUUAACACUGCCAGAUAUCAGUUAGGGAAGGCAUUGCUUAGAAGGGCGAGAGAAAUCAAUGAUACUCAGAGCAAUGGCGAUGAAGCGCUAGAGCCUGCUUCAAAUGACAUGUCAGAGGAAGAAAGAGAAAGAGUUCAACAAAUUGACGCCACCGAAGACAUUUUCGUUGGCUCUGGAAGUCACGUGUACGAGAGCCAAGGCAAAUCGGAAAAUUCCGAUUCGAGAGGCGAGGAAACUUCCGGCAACGAUGAGGCGGAAGCGGAACAAACUGAUAGCAGUCCCACUUCCGGUGACGGUAAUGAAGGUGAAGAGGAUGAUGACGAAGAGGAAAAAAGCGACGACGAUGAAGAUGACGUUACAGAGAAGAAAAGUGAGAAGGAAAGUGUAGAGGAUGAAGAUUCAAGUGGCUCGGGACUGAUUGAAAACGAAAACGCCGCUAGACGAUCCAUGGAUGAAUCUAGUUCAGGAUCAGGGAUUGAGCAGCAAGACGAUGAUAAUGACCAAUCAGAAUCUGAGGAGAGUACCAUUCAAGAAACUGAGCCCUCAAGUGGUUCACAGGAAGAGGCUAGCGGCGCUCAACAAGAAAUGAACGACGUUGUUGCGUCAAAAAAGUCCGAAAUCGAAGAUGCAUCUUCGGCUGACAACGAAGAAGAGUCAGAGGAAAGCGGAAGUGCAGAAGUGAUAAGAAAGGGAAUCGAAAGCUUGAGCAGACUUCUAACCCCAGUGGCCAGCGGUUAUGACUUUGAGCUGUACAGCGGUAACGCGCCAAAAGAUGACAAAGAAAAGGAGACUGAGGCGGAAGGAGAAAGUGAGGAGUCUAACGAUGAGCAAGAAAUCCAUGUCAAAAAGUGCAAAAGAGUUUGCAAGGACCCUAUGACCUAUGAACAGUGUGCUGUGCCUCGCUGUGGUUACAAGAUGGGAACCAUCAAAGACCUGUGUAUUUACCUUUGUAAACACCAGACUCCUGUGUGUAGUGAAGAGUGCGAGUAAUUCGAAUCUUUCAAGACAUUCAUAUUCGCAAUGUGAAUUUUCCCAGUAAAUGUUUUGCCUCGGUUUCAUUGCGAGGUUUACGAGGUAAGCCAUACUGCUGUUUGUUCUCGGCUCCAGGUCUUUGGGUGAUUUUUGACAUUUUUAUUCAAUUUCUCAAGUAAGGACUGGUGCCGAGAACGGCUAAGCAGAUAAUGUCUUGGCCUUUGUUCUUCAAUUUUGAAUAUGCAUCUAAAAUUUAGAAAAACCAGCUAAUUUUCCAGACAGAGAAAGAACAUUAAAAGUAAACAACAAAUACAAGGGAACGUUUUGUAACAAAUUGGACUGUUUGACUAGUUUAACUUUAUGCCACAAACGUAACAGUCAUACGAUAACUUGGAGAGUUUAUAUAGCUAGCGUUGGUUGUUACAACUCAGUGUUUAUCAGGGCAAUCAGCGUAACCAAUUACUUUUGAUUGGUUACCCAAAGGAUGAUAUUCAGCUGAUUCCCAGUCUCUUUGUUUGAGGUCUCUAUAUGGAUAACCCUAAUUCCUAGAAACUAGCCUUGCAGGUUCACCUCCGCCAUCUACAACCUAAUUCUUACUUGUGUAUGUGAUUAAGACUUAUUAUGUGGCAAAAGGAGAGGCGGAAACAUCGGUCCAUUGUUAACGGAUAAACUCUCCUUUGAUAGCUGCGAAAUUAUCGAAGUAAGACAUGGCAACGCAAGCAGCAGAUUACACGACGUGCAGAUUUAUUUUCCUGUAGAAGUAUAUGCCUCAUGGUUACUGACUUACACAGACUUGACCAAGACAUAACUGACGACAGUUUAACUUCUUCACACUCAUUUUUAACGAAUAACACAUUAAGCAAGGUGGGAGUGGGGGCUAGUGCGAGAAACUGGAAGCAAGGUUGAAAUGAGUUUCAGAUUGACCUCGAUUUCAGGUCGAAAGUUGGUAUAGACGGUAACUUAACAAUACAAAAUAAGAAGAAAAUGUUCGUAUUCUUUGAUAUUACUAUUUAGUUCAAUGGAAAAUCAGUUUGAUUAAGGGCAGCAAGCUGGGAAGAAUAAUUGGAGCGAGAAGGAAUCUUAGGACGUUGGCCGGAUAUGUGAAUUGAACUGAAAUUGUUUUUAAAGGUUGUAAUUAAACGGAACUACAAUUCCCGAGACGUCAGCAUAUUUUACUCGAUUGCUUGAAACGCCAUCAAGUUUAUACGCGACUGCCUCAACGCAAACAAUGCUGUACAGUUGUUUUAUUGUUGCAGAAUAUUGUAAUGGCCCCUGUUGAAUUCUCUCUUGACAAAACUGAAUAAAAGAUUGCGGACCUUUACGGAAACAAACUUCCGAUUAAUUUCACGUGUUUAAUUAGUGUAAAAGCAACUUUUGUGAAAUUCACAUAUCCCAAGUGCUAGACUGGGCGUUUCCCUCUGUUCCAUUAUACUCUCUCUUGUUAGCAGUAAGAAACGCGUUAUCGCCGAGAUGAAAGUGAUUGUUAGUGGUAGUGCAUACGACAACUGCCUGUUAAAUUAUAAUUGGGUGGUCUAUAAAAUGAUCAACCGUCACCUAUGGUGGCUGCUUUUAAAAGCUUUAACUUCGACCUUGUUAUAAUAAAUCUUAACAAUUUUCUCUAUUUUCGUAUGAAAUAUUGGUAAUGGUUAUGUAAGGUUAACAUUGAGAUUUUUUAUUACAUUUUAACUUGCUUAACAGAACAAGGAAAUCACUGUUAUUCCCGCUUUUCUUUUGGUCAGCGUCACGAGUAUUGCUUAUUUUUCUGCUGACUCAUGACAGGCGCAGGCUGUCAGGAUGACGGUUAGUAAGAGUGAAAAGCGACAAAGUCGGUUACUCAGCUGAGUUCUGAAUUUUACCACAUAGAGUAAAUGUUUAAAGAUGAGGUGAUGUAAAAAAACCUCCUUGUUGAAUAAAAGG
Messenger RNA from Porites lobata, 8579 nucleotides. Lineage: Eukaryota; Metazoa; Cnidaria; Anthozoa; Scleractinia; Poritidae. The record is from the annotation of a GenBank genome assembly.